UAGUGCUUCCAUUCCAUUCCGAAGCAGAAGCACAAGAGGCAAAGCAGAAGUUCUUUCUUCUCUCUUCUGUUUUUUCUCCAUUUCUUUCAAUUCCCCUUUAUGAUCUUUACUCUUCAUUAUGAGUUCUGAAACUCAUAAUUCCUGUGCGUUCAAAGUGGCUAUCCACAGGAUUCCGAUCCAAAGCCGCUUUUUUUUUCGAGUGAGAAAUUAAACCACAAACACUCCGAUCCAUUCCGGCCAACUUCCAUCGUCUCCGAUCCGAUAAAAAACCGCUCGAAGUUUCUGUAAUGGGUUCAGACAACUUUAGGAACAUCAAAGCCGAGAAGGCGAAGGCGAUUCAGAGGUUUAGGAGGAUGGAAAUGAUCACCGCCGCGUUCCGGUUUGUUGAAUUCUGCGUGUUUUUAGGCAUAAUCUGUAGGGUUUCCGCUCAUUUCAACGUUUCUGCUUUCAAACUCUCCGGCGAGUAUUUCAGGGGAAUCUCCGUCGCCUUGAUCAGUCCCCGGUUGGUUUUCGUCGUCGGAAACGUCAUAUUCAUCGUCUUGUUCCUCCAAUCCGGGCAUUCUCCGGAAAAACAUGAGAAAGGCGAUUUCUACGAGGAAUAUAUGAAACAAUCUGGGAAUGAUAAGAAUCAGAGCUUUUAUAGCAACUAUAACGGGGAGAUUAAGAAACAGGUGAAACAAACUACUGCAUGUACAUAUUAUGCCAAAGAAAGGAGAAUGCAGAGGAGCCAGUCGGAGAACUUGAAGAGGUUAAACUGCGGCGCCGGCGAGGAAGCGCCUGGGAGGGAACUGAGGAGGUCGGCGACGUCUGUGAGUCGCCGGAAAAGUGAGGUGGCGACUGAAGAAAUGAGCAGUGAAGAUUUUAGGCGGAAAGUGGAGGAUUUCAUUGCAAGGCAACAAAGGGCUUUGAGGGAAGAAGAGUUCUCAUCAGCUUUUGGUUCAACUUAAACAUAGAUCAGAUCUCUUUUUCUUUACCUCCAAAAAAUUAUAAAAAGAAAAUACUAUUCCCAGAAGAGACGGAGAAAUAUAUACGGGUAAUAUUUGUGUGAGCCAUCUCACCCAUCUUAAUAUGACAAUCUCACACAAGUUUUUAUCAAUAUAUACAUAUUACGUAUAAAGUUUAGCUAAUAUGACAAUCUCACACAAGUUUUUAUCAAUAUAUACAUAUUACGUAUAAAGUUUAGCUACCCAGGUUGAGGUUGUGUUGUUCUAGAUCGACUUCAGUAUAUUGUCAUCCUUCAGACAUUCGAUACGUGGUGCAAGUGGGUUAUGGCGGGUAUCCUACAACCUUCGGGCCGGGCCGGGCAUCCGAUAGUCCUAUUCAAGUAGGUUUUGGUAGGGGAUUGUUGGGCAUCCUACCUCAGCUCCUAUACAGCUCAAGCUGAUGUUAGUAUUUGGCAUCAAGAAUUUCCUGUAGACUUGCCCAUGAUGAUAGAAACAUUAUUGGGUGAAUCUUCUUUUUUUGAGUGUCUGGAAUGUGAUGUGUACAGUAGUAAAUAGUUGGAAACCAUGGAAUGCAUAAUCCUAAUGUAUUAGCACAA
Molecule: messenger RNA, 1540 nt
Organism: Ipomoea triloba (trilobed morning glory)
Lineage: Eukaryota; Viridiplantae; Streptophyta; Magnoliopsida; Solanales; Convolvulaceae
Exons: 1
Coding region: 288-947 (219 amino acids)
Source: RefSeq, a predicted model, not a curated record